AUGCACAAAUCACACUAUCAGGCAGAUAAUACGACUCAAAUUAAUUCAAUAAAUAUGGCAUCUGAUAAAAAAUCAUGUUCAAUAUUUCGAUGUAGUGGUACAAAAUCUCAAUCAACACAAAAAACAACACCUAAAUUUAAUGCAAAAUCAACUGCUCGUGAAGUAGUUGAAAGUUUACAAGCAAAUUUAACUGGAAAAGUUAUAUUAAUUACUGGUGCUACAUCGGGUAUCGGUGUUGAAACAGCACGUGCACUUGCAUUAACAAAGGCACAUAUAAUAAUAACAGCACGAAACAUGGAAAAAGGUGCUGAUGUUGUUAAUGAUAUAAAAACAACAACAAAUAAUAAUAACGUUGAAGUUAUGGAAUUAAAUCAAAACUCAUUAAAAUCUGUUCGUGACUUUGCUAAUGAAUAUAUAAAACGUAAAUUACCUUUACACAUAUUAAUAUGUAAUGCUGGUAUAAUGGCAACACCAUAUCAAAAAACAAUUGAUGGCUAUGAAUCACAAUUUGCUGUUAAUCAUUUAUCUCAUUUUUUAUUAACAAUUUUAUUAUUACCUGUAUUAAAAGCUAGUAAACCAUCAAAAGUUAUUGUAGUCAGUUCAUGUGCUAAUAGACAAGGUGGUAUUAAUUGGAAUGAUAUUAAUUGGGAACAAAAUUAUGAUAAAUGGAAAGCGUAUGCACAAUCAAAAACAUCGAAUAUAUUAUUUGCCAAACAAUUAUCAAAAUUAUAUUCAAAUGAUGGUAUAAAAGCAUAUUCAUUACAUCCUGGUGGUAUAAUGACUGGAUUACAAAAAGAUUUAACUAGAGAAGAAAUGAAUCAAAUGGGAUUUUUUGAUAAAAAUGGAAAUUUAAUUGAAGCUUUUAAAAAUGUUGAACAAGGUGCAGCAACAACUGUAUGGGCAGCAUUAAGUAAUGAAUUAGAUGAUAAAUCUGGUGAAUAUUUAGAAGAUUGUAAUAUAAGUGUAGGUGUUACAAAUGAGCAAGGUUAUUUUGGCUUAUCACCACAUUCUGUUGAUAUGGAACAAGCGCAACGUCUAUGGGAUAUUAGUUUAGAAAUGACUGAAUUAAAAUAA
Messenger RNA from Didymodactylos carnosus, 1074 nucleotides. Lineage: Eukaryota; Metazoa; Rotifera; Eurotatoria; Philodinida; Philodinidae. The record is from the annotation of a GenBank genome assembly.